This is a messenger RNA of Schizosaccharomyces japonicus yFS275, 2968 nucleotides long. Its product is annotated as SUMO E1-like activator enzyme Fub2. Lineage: Eukaryota; Fungi; Ascomycota; Schizosaccharomycetes; Schizosaccharomycetales; Schizosaccharomycetaceae. The transcript has 4 exons. Gene Ontology annotation, cellular component: SUMO activating enzyme complex; nucleus. The record is from RefSeq and is a predicted model, not a curated record. Bases 420 to 2333 code for a protein of 637 amino acids. Gene Ontology annotation, biological process: protein sumoylation. Gene Ontology annotation, molecular function: ubiquitin-like modifier activating enzyme activity; SUMO activating enzyme activity.
CUUGAUACAGAAAACUUAAUGCCCAAAUUUAAACAGUAAUUCCUUCAUUACAACCCUCACUAAGGUAACUAAAAUCUCUUGGUCGUCCACCAAUACCGUUGUCAGUUUGUAUUUCGUCUGUUAUAGUUUUUCGAUUAUCUCAAUUUUCAUUCUAACAGUUAUAACCCUUUCUACCUCUAAAAUUACUUUAAGUUUCAUUACUUCGGCAAUUACAAAUGACCAUUCUUUUAAAUCACACAGCUUACUAACGAAAUAAUUGUUUUGGUAUUUUUUCACCUGCUUGCCGCCUUCUACAUUCCUCGAGACGGGCUUUGUAUCUGGCCGUACUCAGCAUAAAACAAGCUUUGAACAUUAUAUAUUGUCUGAUCCCCGCAUCAAGUCACUAAAUACCUUCCAUCUCGUUUUAGUUGGUUUUAAAAAUGGACAAUAACUCGAAGGAUAAUAAUGUCUCGGCCAAAACUUUAGGUUAUCCUUACAGUGUCUUUUGUGACAAAAAGGUUUUACUUGUAGGCGCCGGUGGAAUUGGCUGUGAGUUAUUAAAAAAUUUGGUCAUGUCUAACUUUGGGGAAAUUCAUCUUAUUGAUUUGGAUACUAUCGACCUUUCUAAUCUGAACCGACAAUUCUUAUUCCGAAAACAACAUAUAAAGCAACCAAAAGCCAUUGUCGCUGCGAAAACGGCACAAGCUUUCAAUGAACAUGUAAAGAUACAUCCUUAUCAUGCAAAUAUCAAGGACCCGGAAUUUAGUGUUGCCUGGUUUCGCAAUUUUGACAUUGUAUUUAAUGCCCUUGACAACUUGGAUGCCCGCCGUCACGUAAAUCGCCAAUGUCUCCUAGCUAACGUUCCACUCAUUGAGAGUGGAACGACCGGCUUCCUGGGACAGGUUCAAGUAAUUCAUAAUGGGCAAACUGAGUGCUACGACUGUAACCCAAAAGAGACACCGAAACAAUAUCCCGUUUGUACGAUUCGAAGCACACCAAAUCUUCCCAUCCAUUGCGUUGUUUGGGCAAAAAGCUACCUGUUUCCUAAUUUGUUUGAAACUACGGCAGAGCUUGAUACAUCUAUCGACACGUCUGCCUCAGAUGCCGAACAGGUCAAAGAGAUUGCUGAGCUUCAGCGAGAGACGGAAGAAUUAAAACAGCUUCGAAACGCAUUGACCAGUGAAGAUGAUGCAUGCAGGCGUAUUUUUGUUAAGGUCUUCUGCGAUGAUAUUGAACGCCUUCGUUCUGUGCCCGAUAUGUGGACUCAUAGAAAGGAGCCCACACCGUUAGACUUCGACGAACUAAUUACGAAAAUCGAUUCAGACUCCAAACCGUGGGUACAAGACCGAAGGAUUUGGUCUCUUGCUGAUAAUUUAGCUGUCUUCUAUGAUAGUUGCCAGCGACUACGCAAACGAGUAUGGGAUGAAGAACUCAAAUCAAGAAAGGAUAUAGACUUUGACAAGGAUGACAAAGACACGAUGGAUUUCGUGGCUUCAGCCGCCAACCUUCGUGCCCAUGUUUUUGGUAUCCCGACACUCUCCGAAUUUGACAUUAAACAAAUGGCCGGUAACAUCAUUCCAGCGAUUGCUACUACAAACGCAGUAGUUGCAGGUAUUUGUGUUAUUCAGGCUUUGAAAGUACUUACAAACGGGACUCGCGAAUCUAUGAAUAUAUACUUAUCAAGACGCCCAGAACGAGUUUUUCAUGGAGAAAGGGUUUGUCCACCGAAUCCUUUUUGCCAAACGUGCAAUUUCGUAUCGUUUCAGCUGCCCGCCGAUAUAAGUCAACUUACGCUAGGUGAAUUCAUAAGCAAAGUCCUUCAAGAAUAUCUGCAAUAUUCCGAUGAAAUCAGUAUUCUUCGUAAUGACCUAAUUUAUGAUCCAGAUUUUGAUGACAAUGUUGACAAACCACUGUCAGAACUACUUGUUGACGCGCAGCCAGCCAACACUCUAACAGUUCUUGGAGAAGCAGAAGGUGAUUCUGUAGAGACCCUGGAACGUGUUCCUCUUCUUGUGGAAUUUGUGCCUUUAGAUCAAGAGCAUGACAGGUCAGUUAAGUUUGUACUGCCGGAGACACAAAUUGAAAUACCGAAGAAACAAUCACCUGAAAAACAAGCUCAAGAAGCAGAGGAGAUGAAUGAGCUGAAGGAAGCCGUUAAUCCCGAAGAUAAAGAAUUGAUAGUUUUGGACGAGGAAACCAUCAUUAUCGAGGAUGAGCUGGGAGAAUCUCUUGAAAAUGGCGAUGUCGUUUCCGCAUCUAGACCAUUGAAACGUUCAGUGACCGUUGAAGAUGAUAUUACCGAGCUUCCAGCGGCCGGAACCGCUGUCAAAAAGGGCAAGCUCGAUAAUGCCUAAUACACUUUCCAGUUCCUAUACUCGCUAUUGCAAUAAUCAUGGAAUUAAGGUUACAUUACGGGUAGAGAAACUACAAAAACAAUCAUUUUCUGUCAAAGAUUCAGUCUUACCGCCCAGAUGAGCCUAGCGGGACAUAUCGUUCUCCAUUUCUUGGAUUUGAAUGAAACAAUUCCAAUGCAUCACGCACAUGACGAAACCACAAAACUAACCAUAAACACUACCGCACAGACGCAAACUAAAGGAGGACAAGUGUAGUGUUUGAUAUCUAUAUUUUUCUAAAAAAGUCUCAGUUACGGCGCCGUGAACGAGAACGCCAUCUUAUGUUAUAACAACUCGGGUGAUUAAAAACAGCAGGCACAUCCCAAGACAGAGGGAAGAAAUGGACCAGCUACUGAAGGUCACAGAACGGAACUUCAUGAGCAGUACAGACACAAUUACCCCAAUUGAAAAGCCCAUCAGUAACAAUAAAAGCAAACAAAAUCGCUACUAGAACUGUCUCGAGAAACUCAAACGUACCCGUCCUCCGGUACAGACGCUGUUCACCAGAAUUGUAUAUAAAUAACAAACAAAAUAAAAGUCCACAAGUUCUAAAAGCUCAUAAUAGCAGAAACAUUUCUCAAAAACAAGACUUCAGA